This is a messenger RNA of Hevea brasiliensis (rubber tree), 1038 nucleotides long. RefSeq names its product peptide methionine sulfoxide reductase. NCBI's taxonomy places the organism in Eukaryota, Viridiplantae, Streptophyta, Magnoliopsida, Malpighiales, Euphorbiaceae. The record is from RefSeq and is a predicted model, not a curated record. The transcript has 2 exons. Bases 263 to 835 code for a protein of 190 amino acids. Gene Ontology annotation, molecular function: peptide-methionine (S)-S-oxide reductase activity.
CUAAAAUAUUCAGUGAAAAUUGUGUCUAACCAAACAAAUUAGCAAAUUGUGGAUGCAAUGAGUUUUAUGAUGAUCAGCCAAAGGAGGUCGACCAGAUUCAUUCUUUCCAAUCCCAGUUGCAAUUAAUUUGGUCCCAUAAUUAAAUAUGGAAAAAAAUCAUAUUAAAAAAAAUCACCAUCAUCGUGGUCGUCGUACAUUCAAAUAGGUGUGUAUAAUUGGUACUGAUUCCUGAGCAGGGUCAAACUCCAAGGGGCUGAAGAGAAUGGCUAACAACGCAGCCAAUCCUGCCCUGGAUCCCGAUCUAGAUCAACCCGAUAAUCCUAGUCACGAGUUUGCUCAGUUCGGAGCAGGGUGUUUCUGGGGAGUGGAGCUGGCGUUUCAGCGAGUGGUUGGGGUGGUGAAGACGGAGGUCGGAUACUCUCAAGGUCACGUCCACGAUCCUAAUUACAAACUCGUUUGCACCGGCGCUACUAACCACGUCGAGGUCGUGCGCGUCCAAUUUGACCCUGAAGUUUGCCCAUAUACCAACCUCCUCGCUCUUUUCUGGGCUCGCCACGAUCCCACAAGCCUCAAUCGCCAGGGUGGUGAUGUGGGUGCCCAGUAUAGGUCGGGAAUAUACUACUACAACGAGACGCAAGCUCUUCUAGCCCAAGAAUCAAAGGAAGCUAAGCAGUUGGAAUUGAAGGACAAGAAGAUUGUCACUGAAAUUCUGCCAGCAAAAAGAUUUUACAGAGCUGAGGAGUACCACCAGCGGUAUCUGGAAAAGGGAGGACGUAAGGGAGCCAAGCAGUCUGCUGAGAAGGGUUGCACUGACCCCAUAAGAUGUUAUGGUUAAAAGCUGUAAAAGUAUGCCAAGUGUGAAAUUGUGGCUUCGUACUUGUUGAAAAUUGGCAGCAUUUUUCUGUAAUAUUUGUCUAUGCAUCUGAUGUUUCUCAUGGCAUCUUAGUGAUAAUAAGCUGCCCUAUUUUUUCUGCGUUUCCUUUCUCUGUUUCCUCUUCUGUUCAUUUAUUAAUACUUGUGAGCCGUGGCAUUUGAAAA